AGCAGAGCUCUUGUUGUUAUAUAGUGAUGUAGCAGAGCUCUUGUUGUUAUAUAGUGAUGUAGCAGAGCUCCUGUUAGUGUAUAGUGAUGUAGCAGAGCUCUUGUUGGUAUAUAGUUAUGUAGCAGAGCUGGAGAGGUAUUACAGGCAGUGUCUACAGGAAUAACCUCAUCCAGUGAUGGCGGGGACCCCCGGAGGAAGCUGCCGGGCUGUAGCUCAGGGGCCCCGGGUGUCAGGUACAGUGAAGGGGAAACAGAGAACAGAACCAGAGGAGGAGGCCGCAUCCCCGGCCUGUAGUGAGGGAGGUACCCGGGGAGACCCGCCCCAGGGCGGCCACAACAAAAGCAGCUGACCGGGACCCCGGACCAGAGACAUGGCGGCUCAGGGCGGAUCAGCCGAGAUCCAGCGGCUCCACAGCAUCGGCCUGAUCGAGAAGGAUGUUAAUGGCGAUACGCUGUGGGCGUGGUCUUAUCCGUCCAUCACGGCUGAGCUGCGUGAGCUGAUGAUUCGCAAGUGUCGCCUGCGGGAUGAGAAGCCGCCGCUCUACAAUCUGCUGUACGGUCAGCACAAGAAGCUGUGGUUUUAUAUGGUCCCCACUGCGGUGGAGGGGGCGUCUGUGCUGGAGAAGGUCACUCACUUCUGCAUCGUUCUCCUCGCCAAGGACUUUAACCCGGAGAAAUACGUGGCCUUGGGCCGUAUUCUGAGCCGGAUCUACCUGAAGAGCGGCAGCCCUGUGGCCAUGAUGGAACGCUACCUGUCUGUCCUGACGAGGGGCGGCUGCCAGAGCGAGGAGAACGGAACUUUCAUGUGCCGAGAUUACGCCCAGCGGGAGGCGUACCUGUCAGCGGCAGUGAAAGAUGUCAUCCUUCGUUUCGGCAUGGAGGCCGUGAUCCUGUACACAGCACUGAUGCUGAAGCGGAGAGUCGCCGUCUACCACCCCCGACCAGAGGCCGUGCAGGAGUUCACCAGGGCUCUCCCCGCACUCGUCUGGCACCGGCAGGACUGGUCCAUCCUCCAUCCUUAUGUUGAUCUGACCCCAGAUGAGACCGAUCCUCUAAAGACUGGCACAGGUAAGGGCACGAGGGUGCAGCACUCGACCCAUCACCCCCAUCAUCCGGACCCCACAAUGACCUCAGUCCACCACCCCCAUCAUCCGGACCCCACAAUGACCUCUGUCCACCACCCCCAUCAUCCGGACCCCACAAUGACCUCUGUCCACCACCCCCAUCAUCCGGACCCCACAAUGACCUCUGUCCACCACCCCCAUCAUCCGGACCCCACAAUGACCUCU
Molecule: messenger RNA, 1288 nt
Organism: Hyla sarda
Lineage: Eukaryota; Metazoa; Chordata; Amphibia; Anura; Hylidae
Product: DENN domain-containing protein 10-like
Exons: 6
Biological process (GO): protein transport; regulation of early endosome to late endosome transport
Cellular component (GO): late endosome
Molecular function (GO): guanyl-nucleotide exchange factor activity; small GTPase binding
Source: RefSeq, a predicted model, not a curated record